AUGACCGAUCAAGAUGCACUUCCAACAGUGACGGCAACUUUUCCCUUGAUUCGAGAAAUUCUGAUACGAGAGGGCAUAGAAAUUGUACAUGCACAUCAAGCAACUAGCGUCAUGGCGAAUGAAAGUGUCGUAUAUGCAUCAGCUUUGGGGCUGCCUAGUGUUUAUACCGACCAUUCCCUAUUCCAAUUCGAUGAUCUUGCCGGUGUCAUUCUGAAUCGAGUUCUGCAGACCACCCUUAGCACAUUGAAUGCUGCCAUUUGUGUCUCCUAUGCAUGUCGAGACAACCUGAUCUUGCGGGCUCAUCUUGACCCAAGCAGAGUCAAUGUCAUUCCAAAUGCUGUGGAUGCAUCCAAAUUUACGCCGGACCCUUCAAAGAGAAGCAAAGAUCGAAUAAAGGUUGUAGUGGUAUCCAGAUUGGUCUAUCGCAAGGGCGUUGACCUCUUGGUGGGAAUAAUACCAAAGGUAGCAAAACAACUCCCUCAAGUCGACUUUAUCGUAGGGGGUGAUGGGAACAAAAUGCUAGACCUAAUAGAAAUGGUAGAACGGGAGCAACUGCAAGAUCGGGUCGAAUUUUUGGGUGCUGUACCACACGUCCAAGUCGCGAGUGUAUUGCAAAGAGGACACGUCUUUUUGAAUUGUUCCUUGACGGAAUCGUUCUGCAUUGCGAUUUUGGAAGCGGCUAGCUGUGGAUUGUUGGUGGUUUCCACCAACGUGGGGGGAGUGCCAGAGGUGCUUCCCUCUCCCGAUAUGGCCAUCCUCUGUGAUUCCAAUGUAUCCGCCUUGGUAAAAGGCGUAAAGGCUGCCGUAGAGCGACAAGAGGGAGACGGUGAUGAUGCUGUUGAUCCAAUCCAAGCUCACGAGAGAAUAGAGACAAUGUAUUCAUGGCAUAGAGUCGCCAAACAAACAGUCCAGGUCUAUGACCGCGUUGCCAGUGAACCUCCACAAACAUUUUCAGAGAGGCUUGCUUGCUUCCAAUCCUUGGGAGGAAUCGCUGGAUUCGUGGCGGGUCUCUUACUAAUGAUUGUCGAAGUUUGGAUUCGGAUUGUCAUUCUUUGGAGACCGACAUCGACCAUUGAUGUUGUUCCAGAUCUCAUGCCAUUCGAAAAGGCCUAUACGAAGGAUAAGAAUAACUGA
This is a messenger RNA of Cylindrotheca closterium, 1134 nucleotides long. NCBI's taxonomy places the organism in Eukaryota, Bacillariophyta, Bacillariophyceae, Bacillariales, Bacillariaceae. The record is from the annotation of a GenBank genome assembly.